CAUUAUGACUCACCGACCAGAUCGUUAACAAAUCCUUUGCAGUUUUCUCCAGUUCUGAUCCAUUGAGUUCACCCUUACCUUUUUUUUAAAGCAAACAUUCCAUGACACAGGGCGAUCGCAAUCUCUUGAUCCUGUAUGGGACCGAAACGGGCACAGCCCAGGAUGUUGCUGAGAGAAUUGCUCGAGAAGGGCGCCGAAGACAUUUCCGAACAAGAGUCUUCGCCAUGGACGAGUAUGACAAGUCUAACCUUGUAUCAGAGUCCUUGGUCGUUUUUGUCUGCUCAACAACCGGGCAAGGUGGCCAACCUGCCAACAUGACAAAGUUCUGGCGUUUCCUUCUCCGAAAGUCCCAUUCUCCGACAGUUCUCUCGCACAUGAAGUUUGGCGUCUUUGGCCUAGGCGACUCGUCCUAUAUCAAGUUUAACUUUCCGGCGAAAAAGCUCCAUAAGCGGUUGCUGCAGCUGGGUGCACAGGCUUUAGUGCCUCGGGGUGAUGGGGACGACCAGCACUAUUUGGGCGUCGAUGGAGCACUAGACCCUUGGUUGGAGGAUCUAUGGAAAACCUUAAUGGAUAUUUACCCUCUACCAAAUGGAAUGGAGAUUGUGUCGGCAGACGUCCUGCCCGAGGCCACUUUUGCAGUCAGGUUUCUGGAGGAUGGGGAACAAGUUUCUGCGCUGGAUUUGGCUGAUGUGGACGACAAGCCAGCAAAGGUCAUUGUGAAUAGGAGAGUCACGGCGGAAGAUCACUUUCAAGAAGUGCGGCAUUUCGAAUUUGACAUUGAGAAUGAUGCUACAUACUCUGCCGGCGACGUUAUGGUCAUCCGCCCUCGAAAUCUGCCUGAUGAGAUCCAAACGGUCAUAAACCAUUUUGGAUGGCAGGAUAUUGCGGACAAGCCCUUUGCACUGAUUCCAAAUCAUGCAGACAACAGAGUGCCUUUGCACUGGGGUAAAACUCACACGAUCCGCCACCUCUUCGAACAUCACCUGGACAUUUUUGGUCGACCUCGCCGAUACUUUUUUGAACUUUUGUCAUUUUUCACAACUGAUCCGCUGCACUCUGAGAAGCUCCGAGAGAUGGCUUCACCGUCGGGUCAAGAUGAGCUAUAUUCAUACGCUUACAGACCCAAACGGACCAUGUUUGAGAUCUUGCAGGAUUUCCAUUCUGCCAAGAUACCGCUGAGAUAUCUCCUGGACCUCAUCCCAGAAAUGAGGCCGAGAUCAUUUUCCAUCUCUUCGUCUCCAAUAGCAUGCCCGCACAAAAUCCAUCUGACCGUCGCCAUCAUUCAAUACAAGACUAAACUCAAAACUCCACGAACUGGCGUUUGCACAAAAUGGAUGCGAACCCUUCAACCUGGGGACAUUGUGCCAUUUCGAAUUAAGCGCGGAACUAUGAAGCUACCACCGAUUGAGGCACCUCUUCUGAUGGUUGGACCGGGAACAGGUGUGGCACCGAUGCGAUCGUUUUUGCAAGAAAGGAUCCAAUUCAAUGCAAGAGAUAACACACUGUUCUUUGGCUGUCGAUAUCGCGAAAAGGACUACAUAUAUCAAUCGGAAUUUGAACAGUAUGAGAAAGAUGGUAGCCUGAGCCUUGUAGCUGCUUUCUCAAGAGAUCAGGAGGAUAAAAUAUAUGUCCAACAUCGCAUAAAAGAGCACAGUGCUCUGGUCUACCAAAAGGUGUUCAAUCAAAAUGGAUACGUCCUCUUGUCAGGAAAUGCCCUCCGAAUGCCCAUUGACGUCGCGGACGCUUUGGCCGAGUGCUUGGUAAUUGAAGGUGGAAUGGAACGGCAACAAGCUGAAAAGUUUGUAAAGGAUUUAGAAAAGGAGGGCAGAUUUCAACAGGAAUGUUGGUCGUAACCAUUGUAUUUAUUUGGGUUUGGCUUAGAUGAGGUGCUUAGAGUCUUUCGGCUUCCAGCCGUUAUGGAAUGCAACCCAUGGUGAUUGUUUGAUGCUACUCGCACUGU
This is a messenger RNA of Spizellomyces punctatus DAOM BR117, 1960 nucleotides long. RefSeq lists its product as uncharacterized. The coding region runs from base 102 to 1853 and encodes 583 amino acids. Gene Ontology annotation, cellular component: cytosol. Gene Ontology annotation, molecular function: flavin adenine dinucleotide binding; NADPH-hemoprotein reductase activity; FMN binding. The record is from RefSeq and is a predicted model, not a curated record. The transcript is spliced from 7 exons. Lineage: Eukaryota; Fungi; Chytridiomycota; Chytridiomycetes; Spizellomycetales; Spizellomycetaceae.